Molecule: messenger RNA, 1857 nt
Organism: Drosophila willistoni
Lineage: Eukaryota; Metazoa; Arthropoda; Insecta; Diptera; Drosophilidae
Product: protein disulfide-isomerase A5
Exons: 3
Coding region: 189-1754 (521 amino acids)
Biological process (GO): protein folding
Cellular component (GO): endoplasmic reticulum
Molecular function (GO): protein disulfide isomerase activity
Source: RefSeq, a predicted model, not a curated record
AAAAUAUCGAUAAUACUCUGAAUCGCUGACGUUUCCGAUAACACAGCGGCAUCGGCAUUUUUAAGAAAUUUAGAAUUUGUUUUUAUCCAGAAAGAACAUGGAACUAAUGCAGUUAUUUUAGUACAAAUACAAAUCUAGUUAAUUACAUAAAUCUUCUUAAGUGCAAAGUUAUUUGACAAUAAACGCAAAUGCAUAUCUCAAUGCAUAGUCAGUUUGUGUCUCUUCUUCUACCUCUUUUCUGUUUGCUGUCGUCACUUGUUGCGGCAAAAACAAAAUCCUCAUCAUUUAUACAUGAUGACAUAGUCGAGUAUAAAGAUUUCAAGAAGCUCCUGCGUACCAAGAACAAUAUUCUAGCUCUAUAUGUGUCCAGUACGAAAGCGGCGGCAGCCGAAUUGAAAAUCUUUCGUGAGGCCGGCGAAUCAAUACGAGGAACUGGUACAAUGUUGCUUGUGGAUUGUGGACUGGAUCAGGAGCACAAGAAAUUGUGUAAAAAAUUAAAAAUAACACCCGAUCCUUAUACAUUAAAACACUACAAGGAUGGAGAUUAUCACAAGGACUAUGAUCGGCAAAUGAGUGUUGCUUCGAUGGUAACAUUUAUGCGUGAUCCCAGUGGUGAUUUACCCUGGGAAGAAGAUCCAGCUGGCAAGGAUGUUGUACAUUUCAGUGAUGCUGGCACAUUCACCAAACAUUUACGCAAGGAUAUAAGACCCAUGCUGGUGAUGUUCCAUGUGCCCUGGUGUGGUUUCUGUAAGAAAAUGAAACCAGACUAUGGCAUGGCGGCCACAGAAUUAAAAACCAAAGGCGGCUAUGUGAUAGCAGCAAUGAAUGUAGAGCGUCAAGAGAAUGCGCCCAUUAGAAAACUCUUCAAUAUCACAGGUUUUCCAACUUUGAUAUAUUUUGAAAAUGGCAAACUUCGUUUCACCUAUGAGGGCGAGAACACUAAAGAUGCUUUGGUCGAGUUCAUGUUGAAUCCCAAUGCCAAGCCAGCACCAAAAGCCAAAAAACCUGAAUGGUCAGCCGAUACGAAUUCGGAAAUUGUUCAUCUUACGACUCAGGGCUUUGAGGCUGCUGUAAAGGAUGAGAAAUCCGUUUUGGUUAUGUUCUAUGCCCCUUGGUGUGGCCAUUGUAAGCGAAUGAAGCCGGAAUAUGAAAAGGCAGCAUUGCAAAUGAAACAACAAAAUAUUCCUGGAAUUUUGGCUGCUUUGGAUGCCACCAAAGAGCAGGCAAUUGGUGAAAAGUAUAAAGUGAAAAGUUAUCCCACCGUUAAAUACUUUUCCCAUGGAGUUCACAAAUUUGAUGUAAAUGUGCGUGAGGCAUCGAAAAUUGUAGAAUUUAUGAAAGAUCCAAAAGAACCGCCACCACCACCGCCUCCAGAAAAGAACUGGGAGGAGGAGGAAAAUGCCCAGGAGGUUAUACAUUUUCUCAACGAUGAGACUUUUUCAUCGACUUUAAAACGAAAAAAACAUGCCUUGGUCAUGUUUUAUGCUCCCUGGUGUGGACACUGUAAGCACACAAAACCAGAAUUUACUGCUGCUGCCAUUUCCCUACAAGAUGAUCCUCGUGUGGCUUUUGUUGCUGUUGAUUGUACCAAACAUUCCGCACUCUGUGCCAAAUACAAUGUACGUGGCUAUCCAACUAUUCUAUAUUUCUCCUAUCUCAAAACAAAAGUGGAAUACAAUGGUGGACGGACGAGCAAAGAUUUUAUAUCAUAUAUGAACAAUCCACCUAACUCAAACGAUCGCAGUGAAUUGUGAUCACAUCUGAACUGAACUACCUACUAAACUAUCAAUCUCUCUUAUUUUCUGUGUAAUCUCAGUAUUUCUGUAUAAUAAUAUAAGUAUCAAGAAAAUAUCUUAA